UUGAUGUGGACACACUGCCUUCGUGAAACGUGAAAAAAGUUCUAAACUGUAUUUAUGUGUGGCGACAUUGUCGCAUAUUUAAUAAAAAGCUGGAGAACGGCGAACGAAAAACCACGUUCACAGCUAGUUUAAGCUUGAUCGAUCAGGAAUUUGUUUAUAAUGUUGGAAUCGAUAUUGAAUUGUUUUUAAAAAAGCGCCUGAGCAGUGGAGUGCUGCUCUUUCCACCUGUGAACAAUUAUCGCCGUUAUCUCAUACAUCAAACAUGUGAGAACUAUCGGCAGCAAUACGAUCUUUUGACGUUUUCCGUGGGUCAAGGCCCGCAUCGACGCACAGUCGUCUGUUUUCGAAAUCAGCUUAUUGAUCCGCACGGAUUCGAGGCCCGUAAACAGGAACAGCAACAACAGCAGCAACAGCAACAGCCAGUAAAGAGCUGGCGAAGCAACGGUAGAAGUAGCAGCGCCAGCAGAAAACGCGUAACGGAACUGUGUAAAAUGGGCGUUAAGAAGCAUAUCAGCGAAACACCUUUAAGUAAAUCGAACUCUGUGGAUCUCUACAGGCCACCCGCGCUCAGACACAACAGCAGCGAGGACGCAUCAGCACCAGCUGCAACGAACGAAACCCUUGCAGAGUCUGCAGCAGCAACAACAACAACAACAACAUCAAUUAUAUCGACAACUACCUCAGCCGCUCGCAAGGCAUCGCCAUCAAGAGAGCAACAAGCUAGCGCUGCUGCAGCAGCAACGCGCCGUGAACGACGUCCCGAUCGUGCCGUUUAUGUGCCAAGGGCACGACGCAGUCAGACAACGCCGCCAACAACAACAACAACAACAACAACAAUGCCAGCACCGAUGCCGAUGCCGACGCCGACGCCCAGCGGAGCAGUAGUGGCAGCGCCAACAUCGGCUACGUGCAAUCCACAACAGCUGCCUCAGCCAUUGGAUAUGCCAGUUGUAAAUACAAACUCGUCAAAGCCAGACGACGGCAACGGUAAUCAGGCAAAACCCAAGAAGUCGAGAUCGCGCAGAGAGCGAGCCAAGAAAACAGUUGGCAAAACAAUUGAGCCAGAUACGCUGCUUGUGAUUGCGCCUAGCGAAAACCAAGCCAACAACCAGGUUACAACGUCAGCACCACCGCCGGAUAGCAACUGUGAUAAGGAGACAAUGGGCGGCGCCCAGCGGACAAAGACGGGCAAAAGCCACAGCAAUGGCAAACAGCAACAGCAUUCGCUGCGCAUCGAGGAUGCGGCGCUGCCGAGAGCCCACAAUGCGCCAACGACUGAGGAUGCCAACAAAUGUGAUAACGAUGUGCGCGAGCUGCAGCGAGCCUCUAAGGAAAUCAAUCGUAGCAACCGUCGCAUUAUGAAGCAGACCUUUGUGUCGGACGUGCUAGAGAUACCCGAAAUGAUUGAAGGAUCGCCCAAGAACAGCAUCGCUGCUGCCGCAACAGCUACGGCUGCCACAACGGCAACCCAGGCAUCCAUUACACUACCUGCCGACAGCACCACCGAGGAUGAUGAUGAGGAAAACGAAGAUGAUUGGGAGAAUAUGUUUGAUGAGAACGGCGACUGUCUGAAUCCAAAAAUUCUGCAAGAGCUCACCGAAUCGGUGGGCAAGUGCAAAAUCGAACUGCCCAAAAUGGACUAUAGCGUCUACCAUAUAAAACAAUCACUUUUGAAUGAGGAGGAGUUUCCGCAUGUGCUGGAAAUCUCGAAUUUUCCUGUUGAAUUCAAGACUCCGGAUUUGCUAAUGCUUUUCUCACAGUACAAAAGCGCCGGCUUCGACAUCAAGUGGGUGGAUGAUACACAUGCUCUGGCCGUCUUUAGCAGCUCUCGCAUUGCUGCUGAGGUACUGACCAUGGGCCAUCCAUUUGUCAAAUUGAAACCCCUAGCCGAGGCCACCCUGGAAUCACGUCUUAAGGCAAAAAAGGCGGGUGCCACCUCGUUGCAGCCAUAUCGCCAACGACCAGAGACUUGUACGGCGCUGGCGCGUCGAUUGGUAUCCGGCGCUUUGGGUGUUAAGCUGCCCACAGCACCGGAGGAGCGGGAGAACGAAAGGCGUGUGCUACGCGAAGCCAAAGAACGGAAACUUUUAGCUGCCAAACAGCGCGACGAAGUCUGGGAGAGCUAGGCCAAGGCGGCAGUUGCACGCAUGCAUUUUUGGUGGCAUGCUCAACUCAUGCCCCAAAUCCAACACUCUCCCCCUUUCUCCUAUACUCUCUCUCAUCACUGUCUCAAUCAAAGCUAGUAUAUAACUAAAUGAUAAUUUGCAUAAACUGUGUACUUUAAA
Drosophila virilis is the source of this 2285-nucleotide messenger RNA. Its product is annotated as coiled-coil domain-containing protein R3HCC1L. Lineage: Eukaryota; Metazoa; Arthropoda; Insecta; Diptera; Drosophilidae. Gene Ontology annotation, molecular function: nucleic acid binding. The record is from RefSeq and is a predicted model, not a curated record.